This is a messenger RNA of Nyctereutes procyonoides (raccoon dog), 6829 nucleotides long. It is a transcript of the gene MTMR10, whose product is annotated as myotubularin related protein 10. The coding region runs from base 2060 to 4363 and encodes 767 amino acids. The record is from RefSeq and is a predicted model, not a curated record. The transcript is spliced from 16 exons. NCBI's taxonomy places the organism in Eukaryota, Metazoa, Chordata, Mammalia, Carnivora, Canidae.
GACAUAUACUGUAUAGGUUUAAGAUAUGUAUAUAUAUAUCUUAUAUAUAUAUAUAUUCUGUAUAAGUUAAGAUGCAUAAUGACUUGACUUACAUAUACUGUGAAAUGAUUACUACAAUAAGUUGAGGGAGCAUUCAUCAUCUUAUACAGACACAAUAAAGAGAAAGGAAACAAAGAUAGCAAUUUUCUUGUGAUGAGAACUCAUAGGAUUUACUCUCUUAACAGCCUUCCUAUAUAUAUCAUACAGCUGUAUUAACUAUACAUUAUAUCAUGCUAUACAUUACAUCCUUAACAUUUAUGUAUCUUGUGACCAAAAGUUUGUAUCUUUUGACCACCUUCCUCUAAUUCCCCCUCUCAUACCCCUGCUUCUGGUUACCACAAAUCUGAUCUUUUCUGCGUGGAUUUUUUUUUUUUUUAAUCCAGUUCAGGUAGAAAAAUCAGACUAUUCAUAAAAAUUUUUAAAUGUAUGUACACAAGUGUUUUUAACACCUGUAACCAAAUGAACUUAACACUUUAAGUACAACUUCGGUUCCUGAGCAAAUGAAAUCAUUUGUUACCCAGACAAAUUAACAAGACAGAUCAGUAGGGUUCUGAACCCAGGAUAAAUUAUUUUCAGAGAAAAUGCAAACUUCCGAAUCUUAAACAUUUUUUAAUGUUUCAAUUAGCAUUGUCAGUAUGAUUGUGAUUCAUUUGGCCACAUCACAGCUUCCUUGUGACAUUAGUUAUAAAAUGCUAGACUAGGGUUUUACUCUUCAAAGCAAAAUUAAGUCUCAACUGAUCGAUUCACCAAAAUGAUACAUCACGAGCCUCCUUCCGCCAAAGACUGCUCCAGUUCAGAGUUAAGAAAUGCCCUGUGCUCCAUAUGCUGAAAUUCAUCUAUCUGUUCCUUGCAAUCAAUGGGCAGAUUAUUUGGCCGAUAGCCUGCCUACUGAAGGUCCUCACACCGCUAGACCCUCACUCUCACUGGGCUUCUGAUCACUUCUCUGCUCAUUAGUAUCUGUACCUGAGGGGAUGGGCAAGAAAAGAAAGGAAGGUAACUUGCUUCCCAUCUUCCCCCCACAUUACAUUUUAAUAAGGAGGGCAGAAGCUCAUAGCCGACGGUGAGGAGUCUGGCUGGCCCGCCAAUGUCACCUGUCAAUAAUAGUCUGGCGGCCGCGCAUCCCACGGAAAUCAGCAGUCCGCUUGGCUGGUGGGACAUCCCGGCCUCAAAGCUUUGCGGAAAGACAGCAGACGGGAGGAUGGAAGAAAAUCUUCCCCGCUCGUGGGACCUUUAAGAGAGCUUUAUCACAUGAGUACAGAGAGCACAGGGCGUUUGAUCCUGGUCACUGCUGGCCGCACCUGUCCUCUCCCCCAGCGGGUCCCUCGCACGCUGGGUGCGCGAGGUGACUGAGUCCAGGGCACCAGAGUCCCCUUCCCCAGUCCCCCGGGCUCCUCCCGACGACUUAAAACCCGCAGUGACCGCGCAAGCUGGGUGACGAACGAGGAGCAGCGCAAGCAGCUGUCCCAGGAAAAGAGAGAGCGCGGAGCAGCCGCGAAGGACAGGGAUCCGAGCCCAGGUCGCCGGCCCCCUCCGGCCUCAGCCGUGACCCCCGCGGGCCGCCGUAGGUCCCCGCGGCGCGUCGUGAUCCCCGCGGGCCGCCGUAGCACCGCCGUACCCCGGCUGCGCUGCCAAGAUGGCCGCCGCGCCCCGCUCCCCCCGGCGCCCUCGCUGAGGUCCCGGCGGCAGGCGGGCAGCGCAAGCCGUGCCUCCCGGCACCAGCGCGGCCUAGAGGCCGGGAGCGGCCGGCCGCCGGCCUCGCGCGCACCGUCUCUCGGGGCGGGGCGCCGGGCCCCUUCCGGGGAUGGGCUCCGGCGCCGGAGUCGACCCGACUUGGCCCCGGCUCCUCCCCGCUCGGGCGGGCGCUCCGCGGUGUCCCCGCCCGUCAGUCCGCCCGGCCGGGGUGGCCGCAGACGGGGCCUGGGCGGCCGCACCGGGAGCUCCGACCCCGGGGCGUCGGGAGGCGUAGGCGCUACCGCUGGCGGGCGGUGGGACCCGGCCAGAGCGAAAAGGCGGCGACACCAUGUUCUCCCUCAAGCCUCCCAGACCCACCUUCAGGUCCUACCUCCUGCCGCCGCCGCAGACUGACGAUAAGAUUAAUUCGGAACCGAAGAUUAAAAAACUGGAGCCAGUCCUUUUGCCAGGAGAAAUUGUCGUAAAUGAAGUCAGUUUUGUGAGAAAAUGCAUUGCAACGGACACAAGUCAGUACGACCUGUGGGGAAAGCUGAUCUGCAGUAACUUCAAAAUUUCCUUUAUUACGGAUGACCCGAUGCCAUUACAGAGAUUCCAUUACAGAAACCUUCUUCUUGGUGAGCAUGAUGUCCCUUUAACAUGUAUUGAGCAAAUUGUCACAGUAAAUGACCACAAGAGGAAGCAGAAAGUCCUCGGUCCCAACCAGAAACUGAAAUUUAAUCCAACAGAGUUAAUUAUUUACUGUAAAGAUUUCAGAAUUGUCAGAUUUCGCUUUGAUGAAUCAGGUCCUGAAAGUGCCAAAAAGGUAUGCCUUGCAAUAGCUCAUUAUUCCCAGCCAACAGACCUCCAGCUACUCUUUGCAUUUGAAUAUGUUGGGAAAAAAUACCACAAUUCAGCCACUAAAAUUAACGGAAUACCCUCAGGAGGCGGCAGUGGAGCUGUUGGUGGCAGCAACCAAAAAACCCCAUUCUUUGAAACAUACUCAGACUGGGACCGAGAAAUCAAGAGAACAGGUGCUUCCGGGUGGAGAGUUUGUUCUAUUAACGAGGGUUAUAUGAUAUCCACUUGCCUUCCAGAAUACUUUGUAGUACCAAGUUCUUUAGCAGACCAAGAUCUGAAGAUCUUCUCCCAUUCUUUUGUUGGAAGAAGGAUGCCACUCUGGUGCUGGAGUCACUCUAAUGGCAGUGCUCUUGUGCGAAUGGCCCUCAUAAAAGAUGUGCUACAACAGAGGAAAAUUGACCAGAGGAUCUGUAAUGCAAUAACUAAAAGUCAUCCACAGAGAAGUGAUGUUUACAAAUCAGAUUUGGAUAAGACCUUGCCCAAUAUCCAAGAAAUACAGGCGGCUUUUGUAAAACUCAAGCAACUAUGCGUUAAUGAGCCUUUUGAAGAAACUGAAGAAAAAUGGUUAUCUUCACUGGAAAAUACUCGGUGGUUAGAAUAUGUAAGGGCAUUCCUUAAACAUUCAGCAGAACUUGUGUACAUACUAGAAAGCCGGCAUCUGUCUGUAGUGCUACAAGAGGAGGAGGGAAGAGACUUGAGCUGUAUUGUAGCUUCUCUUGUUCAAGUGAUGCUGGAUCCCCAUUUUAGGACAAUUACGGGAUUUCAGAGUCUGAUCCAGAAGGAGUGGGUCAUGGCCGGAUAUCAGUUCCUAGACAGAUGCAACCACUUAAAGAGAUCUGAGAAAGAGUCUCCUUUAUUUUUGCUGUUCUUGGAUGCCACGUGGCAGCUGCUAGAACAGUACCCAGCGGCCUUCGAGUUCUCAGAGACAUACUUGGCAGUGCUGUACGACAGCACCCGCAUUUCCCUGUUCGGCACCUUCCUGUUCAACUCCCCUCACCAGCGGGUGAAACAAAGCACGGAAUUUGCUAUCAGCAAAAAUAUCCAGUUGGGUGACGAAAAGGGUUUAAAAUUUCCCUCAGUUUGGGACUGGUCUCUUCAGUUUACAGCAAAGGAUCGCACUCUUUUCCAUAACCCCUUGUACAUUGGAAAGAGCACGCCCUGCGUCCAGAAUGGUUCUGUGAAAUCUUUCAAACGGACAAAGAAAAGCUACAGUUCCACACUGAGAGGAAUGCCAGGUUCCUUAAGGAAUGGAAUCAUCAGUGACCCAGAUUUGGUCCCAAGGAGAAAUUCAUUGAUAGUAAAAGCGAAGCCUGACCCUCCGCCACCACCCACCAGCCAGGACCAUGGUGCCGAGCAGUAUUUUAGAGAAUGGUUUUCCAAACCAGCUGACCUGCAUGGCGUUAUUCUGCCACAUGUCUCGGGAACACAUGUGAAGCUCUGGAAACUGUGCUAUUUCCGCUGGGUGCCCGAGGCCCAGAUCCACCUCGGGGGCUUCAUCACCGCCUUCCACAAGCUCUCGCUGCUGGCCGACGAGGUGGACGCGCUCAGCAGGACGCUGCGGCAGCACCGGGCCGGGUCCCUGGAUGCCGGCCACAUGGGCCCGGACGAGAGCCGCAUGUACUUCCGGGUCAGUGCUCACGCCACUCCGGGAACACCGGACUUCCUGUCGUCUGCUUUCCCAUUUAGCCCUGUGGGCAACCUCUGUAGACGGAGCAUCUCAGGAACGCCCUUGAGCAAGUUUUUAAGUGGGGCCAAGAUCUGGUUAUCUACUGAGACGCUAGCAAAUGAGGACUGAGAUGGACUUUUUAAACAUGCUGAGGGAAGCCAGAAGCUUCUCUUACAAUUGCUAACCUAGGCACUUGAGGCUCUAAGAAUUUUCUAUGUCAGAUUAACAGUGGGAAUUUGCACUAAUAUUUAAAAACAUGUUGAAUUCUGCUUCCUUUGCAGGUUUUCAAAAAGAUAGGCAGCCCUCUUCUUUUUGAUGACCUCUCUGUCCUCUCAGGGCUGCCUCAGCCUCGGGUGACCUGUAGGCGGACUUCCCACUCUUACUCCUAUGAGCAGAGGAGCAGGCUUUGUCUGUGCCAUUGAUCCUGUCUGCAGCCACUUUCCCCUACCACCUGGUAAGGGUUACCUGAGCCUAGGUCACCACUGCACAGAGGCAGACAGGAAGAAAGUUAAUGUUCAGUAGGCAUUCCAGGAAACGCCCCACAGGCCUGGGUAUUCCUGCAGGUUUCUGGUCACUUCGGUUCUGAGGUCCCUGAGCGGACAGUGAUGGUAGAUCACUUUGUUUAGGACCGUAUAUCACUGUGUUUUAAAAUCACGAGUUUGCUUUUACCAUUGUAGGGUUGACUAAAACGAUAUGCACUGUUGACUUUAGAAGCAUUUGUUAUAGAGGAUGCCAACAUAGAAGUGCCUUUGAUGUUACUCUGAAGCCUGACACAGAGUUAAACACAAUUCCAGUUUUUACAACAAAGUGUUACAAGCCUGGAUAUUGAAAACAGGCCUCCUGCCCCUGAGCUUCAUACCAGGAGCCAGGAGUCUCGAAAAGUGCAUUUCCUCCCAUCUGAAGGUCAGCGAGGGCACAGUGGGCCUGUGGGCGGGUGGGUGUUGGUGUGAGGGCAGCAGGGGUGAGUGUGGAUGGUGCUGAACCCACCCUGGAAAGUCAAGGUCUCCCUCAGAGGCAUCUGGGUGCCCCCAUCAGUAUUGGCAGCAGGGUCACUGUUGCUGGCACCUCCCAUUGGAAAGAACUGAUGGGAUUGUGAGGCAUCGCCCUCCUUCUACCAACCAAGUUCCUGGUGGUGAGGUGUCACCAAGAGGGGAAAGAAAAGUGUACUCUCAAAAUACUACCAUUUGAAUGUUCCCCGGUGGCAUGAGCCAGAGCAGCACAGGGGGGUGGGUGUGCUUGGUCAAGCCGGUGGGACCCAAACCGGCCAGGGCUGUGCGGGCCAAGCUGAAGCUCCAAGGCCAAGGCCUCACUCAGCGCCUUGCCCUCUACUCCUCGCUCCUGCCCACACCCUAGGCCCUGUUUACAGGAUGGAGGGGUUCAAAUUGGGCUCUUAGAGUUUGUUAAACUGCCAUCUUAAGCUUUAAAAAAAAUUUUAUAGUGAAGUGGCUAGUUUAUCUUUUCUAAAACAAGUUUUUUCAAAGAAGUCUUUCACCUUUAUGUGAAACAAAUAGCUGUUUCUAUUCAAAUUACUUGCCUUUUUAGAAUUCAUGUCUCUGGACCUCAAGGGACAGAAGUUCUUAUAAAAUGUCUUAGGAAAUUUGUCUUGUGGAUAAGCACAGUGUUUUUGCCUAGAAAAUAAGGGCUAUUUCAAUUUAUAUAAGUAAAUAGCACUGUUGCCAUUAAAUAUUUUAUAGUCCUUGAUUGGAAACCAGUCCCAAUCCCCUUAAAAUCCCACAGCAUAUCCUGCCGUAGAAGUGUAAUAAUUCUCCCUUUUUGAUUAAGCUUCCUUUUUAUUAUUACAAAUUACUCUAAAUUGGGCUUGGAGGGGUUGUUGAGCAUUUAUUUCUUUAUAAUUAUCUCUCCUCACACAUUUAUUUCAACUCCUUAACAAUUUUCUUAAUUUACAAAUUUAAAAAAGAUUAGGUACUAUUAAUACUGUUUCAAAACAAAAUGUGCAUAUUUUUAUAUGAUCAAAUGUAGUAAAAUAAGUUUUUAGUUUUAUUUUUUCUGGACAGUUGUUCUAUCAUGAUUAUUGUGCCAGUUUUCGUGCAUAAUAUGAAAAACAACUAUAACAGUUUUAAGUUCUGGCCGUUAUAAAGCUGCCUGGCACCUCUGCUGGCAGGACGUGGUGGCAACCGAAGUCCAACGUGUGGUUAUGGACACCGCACGGAAGAGCGCUUCACACCUUUUGGCCCCACAGCCCUGCGAACAAGCCUGUGCCCACAGGAUGCCACACAGGCACCAGACAGCCUGGGACUUUCUAGUACUGAAUUUAAAGAUGUACAGUGUGUUAUUUUAUGAUGGAAACGGUUUUAAAACCAAAAAUGUCUUAACUUUAUUUAAGAAAAGUAUAUUAAUUUGUGCUAACAGGGGAUGAAAAUUAGUCAACAUACCUUCAACAAAACCUGCUUGCCGUAGCAGUAACCUCAAGUAGUUAGAACUUGAUUUUCAGAGAAAACGAAAACCUUUGUGCCUAAAAUUAUGACUUGAGUUAAAUAAAGUAGGAUGAGCAGAAAAGACGAGAGAUCUUGCUGUUCAACAGUGAUGAAUGUGAAGGAAAUUUUGACUGCUAAAUAAAAUUUCCACAGAAAUUGA